Molecule: messenger RNA, 1845 nt
Organism: Thyridium curvatum
Lineage: Eukaryota; Fungi; Ascomycota; Sordariomycetes; Thyridiales; Thyridiaceae
Exons: 2
Coding region: 1-1845 (614 amino acids)
Source: RefSeq, a predicted model, not a curated record
AUGGAUGAGGUUGCCAAUACUUCUACUCCUUGUCAGACAAAGCCGGGCGAUACUACCGUGGAUGAGGUUGCCAAUACUUCUCCUCCCCCUAGCCAGACCGACACCAGCGAUACUACCGUGGAUGAGGUUGCAAACACUUCUCCUACUCCUCGCCAGACCGACACCAGCGAUACUACCGUGGACGAGGUUGCCAAUGCUUCUCCUCCUACUAGUCAGACCGACACCAGCGCGGCCGUGGCCGAGCCCGAGCCGACUCUCUCCCUGCUCGGUAAACCCCCAAUAACUUACCGAGCUGCUCUUGAUACCGACGACAACUACAUCAGCGAGGCUGCUUUUGUACGGGCAACCGAGCAGCUGUUCCAGGCGCUCUGGGCGCAGCAGCCCGCGAUCAAGGGCCUGGUCAGACACCACCUGGGCCUGCGGGAUCGGGACGACGUCGUCUGCGACAUCGCUGGGCACCGGCGCUGGCUGGUGGGCGGCUUCAAUGUCUGCAUCCCCGUCCGGGUGACAUCGCCGACCCGAAACCACCGGCUCAUCCUGCGCUGCGCCAUGCCGCACAAGCUGGCCGAGUCCAGGUUCCCCGGCACGGUGGACGAGAAGACGGCGUGCGAGGUGGGUGCCUAUGUGUGGAUGCAGGAGAAGUGCCCGGACAUUCCCAUCCCGCGACUCUAUGGCUUCGGCUUCUCAGACCGCCGCUGUUUUACCCACCAAGACUACCGUCCCUGGUAUGUCCGUGCCAAGCACCGGCUUCGGCGUCUCCUCCGCGGCUUCCUCCGAUCACUAUGCGAUGCCUUUCGCGCAUGUCCCACAGACUCGAGGGAAACCCUCGUCACGUCGCGGUACAUCUGCCACCCUGAUGUCGCCGCCUCCCAUCAGCUCCCAUCGGCCUACAUGCUACUGGAGAAUGUCAACUCCAAGGACAGCCAGAUGCUGGCCCACACAUGGACCGCGCAGCGCAAGGAUCCUGUCCGGCAGCAGAACCUGUUCUGCGGCCUGGCACGCAUCAUGCUCUCGCUGGCGCGCGUGCCGCUGCCGCGCAUCGGCGCGCUUCGCUUCCGCGACGAUGGCACAGUCGCCCUGGCCAACCGGCCGCUUGAUUGCACCAUGAUGCUCUUCGAGAACGACGGCACGCCCCGAGUCAUCCCGCGCGACCGUACCUAUGCGACCACCGAGGCCUACGUGGCCGAUCUCUUCCGCCUUCACGACCAGCGCUUCCUCAGCCAUCCCAACGCCACAUACGAGGAGGAGGACUGUCGGCGCCAGAUGGCUGCCUGGGUGCUGGCCCGCUCGCUCGCCUAUCGUUUUAUCCGGCAGGACCAGCGGGACGGGCCCUUCUCCCUGCAACUCACUGACCUUCGGCCUCAAAAUAUCUUUGUCGAUAACACCUGGAAUGUUACCAGCCUUGUGGACCUCGAGUGGGUGUGCGCUUUGCCAGUCGAGAGGCUGUGUGUGCCAUACUGGCUGACGGGACAGGAUAUUGGGGAAUUGCAUGGAGAGCCCCUUGCUGAGUAUACGGAAGUGUGGAAGGUUUUCAUGGCUGCUUUCGAACAGGAGGAGUCCAGGAUGGCACUGGCUAAGCAGCACAACCUAUCAUUUGGCAAGAUACUGGAGGAGUCUUGGACAUCUGGUACCUUGUGGUUCUGGCGUGGCCUCGCCUCAGUCAAUGCUAUGCCGGAGCUUUUUGAACAACAUCUCCGUCCUCGGUUCUCCCCAGAUGUUCUCUACUCCGAGGAAAAAGCCAUUUCCAGUUUCUGGCGCGAGGACGCCGACGAAGUAGUCCAGAUCAAGUUGGAUGCCUACCAAGGAUAUGCAAGAGAUCUCAAAGAAUUGUUUGGUAGAACUUAG